GUGGAAUAAGAAGAUGCCUCAAAACGAGUAUAUUGAGGAAUCAAUCCGUAAACAUGGACGUCGCUUUGAUCAUGAAGAGAGAAGACGUAAAAAAGUAGCACGUGAAGCUCACGAUGCAAGCCUUUAUUCUCAGAAGGUUCGUGGUCUUAAGGCCAAAUUACACCAGAACAAGAGGCGCAAGGAAAAGAUUCAGAUGAAGAAGACUAUGAAGGAGCAUGAAGAACGUAAUACUACUCAACGCGGUACGGAAGCUCCUGCCCCCGGUGCUGUUCCUAUUUAUUUGCUUGAUCGUGAACAGGAGUCACAGGCGAAGAUGCUCUCUAGUGCCGUUAAACAAAAGCGUAAGGAAAAGGCUGCGAAGUUUUCUGUUCCUUUGCCCCAAGUCCGUGGUGUUCCUGAAGACGAAAUGUUCAAGGUUAUCAAAACUGGUAAAAGCAAGAGUAAAUCUUGGAAGCGUAUGAUUACUAAAGCCACUUUCGUUGGUGAUGGCUUUACCCGACGUCCCGUUAAGUAUGAGCGUUUCAUUCGUCCUAUGGCGCUUCGUCAGAAGAAGGCAAAUAUUACUCAUAAGGAGCUCGGCGUUACAAUGCAAUUACCCAUUAUUGGUGUGAAAAAAAAUCCUCAAAACCCUACAUACACCCAAUUGGGUGUACUCACAAAGGGUACCAUCAUCGAGGUCAAUGUCAGUGAACUUGGAUUGGUAACUUCUGGUGGUAAAGUUGUCUGGGGAAAAUAUGCUCAAAUUACCAACAAUCCUGAAAUGGAUGGUUGCGUAAAUGGUCUUCUCUUAACUUAAAUGCAUUCUUUCCGGAGUGAUACACUCUCUGCAUGGAAAGUGUUUUAUGUCAUUGCCGCUUCUACUAGAAUUUUUGAAAGUUUGUAUAAUAUUUUUGGGAAUUAACGUUAUUUUAUUUGCAGUCCUUGAAAUUUUAUUAGAGCUGGUACUUGAUACUAGCUAGUAAUUGGUGUAUGGUAUGGUUAAUAAUAUACAUCCAUCUUUUGGUCUAUGA
This is a messenger RNA of Schizosaccharomyces cryophilus OY26, 1010 nucleotides long. Its product is annotated as ribosome biogenesis protein N. The record is from RefSeq and is a predicted model, not a curated record. Gene Ontology annotation, cellular component: nucleolus; preribosome, large subunit precursor. Lineage: Eukaryota; Fungi; Ascomycota; Schizosaccharomycetes; Schizosaccharomycetales; Schizosaccharomycetaceae. Gene Ontology annotation, biological process: maturation of LSU-rRNA; maturation of 5.8S rRNA. The transcript is spliced from 3 exons. The coding region runs from base 14 to 796 and encodes 260 amino acids.